ACUCCGUUUCACACGGCUUUUCGCAGUUUGACAAUUGUACUGUCCAUUCCCCAUUCCUCCUCUUCUGGUGAAAUAUCUUCUGCUGUUCUUCACCGGUUACUGAUUCUGAUAUUUUUUUAAGGUCAAGGAGGGAAGAGGAAGGAGAUUCUUCUCUCAUCACCUCUUUUCAUUUUUCUUUUCUCUUCUAUACCUGAUCUCCAGCUGCCAUAAACGAUUCAUUGAGGUUCAUGGAUCCUCCCCAGCUAACCGGGUUUGUCGUAAUCACUCUCCCACCUGCAGACGACCCCUCUAAAGGUAAAACCAUCACUGCUUUUACUCUCUCUGAUCCUCCUUCCUCGGCACUUCAACAACAACAACAACAACAACAACAACAACCCCAGUUUCAACAACCACAACAGCAACUACAGUAUCUCCCCUUCCGAUCUCCACCGGACCCUGAACGCUCUUUCUAUACUUUCAGAAGAAGAGCACUCUUUUCCAUACCAAGAAUUGUUUUUGGUUUUCUGGGUAUCGCUCUGUUAGCGUGUAUCUUGUGGAAUUCUGCUUAUUCGGAGACCCUUAUCGAACUUCGAGGUCGCCAAGAUGAUGAUAAAGUCAACUCAUUUCUCUUCACUUUGUAUCCUAAAAAGGGUGCUGGGCAAUUGUUUCACAGAGAUGUUGAGCUUAAAUUGGGGAGAUUUGUGGAGAGAAAUGCAGAGGAUACACUGCUCAUGAUCGGUGCUAGAUUGAAACAGAGACAGAGUAACAAAUUACUUUCUUCUUCGUCGUCGUCAGUUGAUCCAUCCACCAUUUUUCCUCUCAGAGGGAAUAUGUAUCCAAAUGGGCUGUAUUACGCAUUACUACUUGUUGGGAAUCCACCAAGGCCUUACUAUCUGGACAUGGAUACUGGGAGUGAUUUGACAUGGAUUCAAUGUGAUGCCCCGUGCAUUAGCUGCGCCAAGGGACCACAUCCUUAUUACAAGCCUGCUCAAGGGAAUUUAGUGGCUCACCUGGAUUCAUUAUGCACAGAAGUCCAAACUAGUCAGAAUCGUGAACAGUGUGAAUCUUGCCAACAAUGUGACUAUGAGAUAGAAUAUGCAGAUCGUAGUUCCUCAAUGGGUGUUCUUGCUAGGGACGAGCUGCAGCUUAUGAUCACAAAUGGCACAGAAAUGCAGUCAGAUUUUGUUUUCGGGUGUGCAUACGAUCAACAAGGCCAACUUUUAGUCUCUCCUGCGGAUACUGAUGGAAUACUUGGACUUAGCAGAGCUAAGAUUAGCCUCCCUUCUCAAUUGGCAAGUCAAGGGAUCAUCCAUAAUGUGGUGGGCCAUUGUAUAAGAAGUGAUAGUGAUGGUGGUGGAUAUAUGUUCUUGGGGGAUGACUAUGUACCUCGAUGGGGCAUGACAUGGGUCCCAAUGCUAAACAGACCUUCCAUAAACUUCUAUCAUAGUGAAAUAGUGAAAAUAAGUUAUGGAAGUGCACAACUCAGUUUAGGUGGACCAGACAACAGCAUAGCCCAAAUAGCUUUUGAUAGUGGCAGUUCCUAUACAUAUUUCACACAAGAAGCAUAUUCUGGUCUAGUUGCAUCUUUUAAAGAUUUUUCCGCUGAAGGACUCACUCGAGAUGAAUCAGAUACAACAUUGCCAAUAUGCUGGCGGCCGAAGUUCCAAAUCAGAUCUGUUAAGGAUGUGAGGCGGUUCUUCAAGCCCUUGAACCUUCAAUUUGGGAGUAGGUGGUGGAUUGUCUCUGCAAAGCUGAUGAUUCCCCCCGAGGGAUACUUAGUCAUAAGUGAUAAAGGCAAUGUGUGCUUGGGAGUCCUUGACGGAAGUGAGGUCCAUGAUGGGUCCACGAUUAUACUAGGAGAUAUCUCGUUGCGUGGACAGUUGGUAGUGUAUGAUAACGUUAAUCAAAAAAUUGGGUGGAUCCAAUCAGAUUGUGUAAAAGCAAAGAGACUUAAGAGUUUCCCUUUUUUCUGAGUGCCUAGUGUCUGGACACGAAUGCUGGAGGUGCCACUUAUAUGGAUGAUCCACACAGAUUGCUUUGUACAUAGCUCAUACCCACUCAUGGUAGGAAAUACUAUACUUCUGUAAUAAAAUUAUGUCUAUAAUACUAUCUGGGGGCAAUAUGGAAGCAACCAAUUUCUACGGGAGUCAGAUCAAACAAAGGAUUUCUUUGUAACGUAUCGGUGUUAUUCUGGUUGAGAUCUUUAGUAGUUUUAUAAUAUGUAUGCUGUUAUUUUUUUUCAUUCUCAAAUUGAACUUUGGACCCAAUGUACAGAUCUUCAGUAGUUUUAUGUAUGAUGCUUAUGCCUGGACAAUUUUAAUGUGCAUUUCCCUCCUUUCUGCAAAA
Molecule: messenger RNA, 2325 nt
Organism: Macadamia integrifolia
Lineage: Eukaryota; Viridiplantae; Streptophyta; Magnoliopsida; Proteales; Proteaceae
Product: aspartyl protease APCB1
Exons: 9
Coding region: 228-1952 (574 amino acids)
Biological process (GO): proteolysis
Molecular function (GO): aspartic-type endopeptidase activity
Source: RefSeq, a predicted model, not a curated record